AAUAUUAAAAUUUCAUCCGUAAGAUGAAUGAAUCGCGUAGUGGUUUGCUUUUGGAAUGGAAAAACCUUGAUUAUUAUGUACCAGCAAAUGAACAAAGUAAUUAUAGUUUUUGGCAGGAAUGCCAAAAAUUAAGGGAGAUACGCAUCCUAAAGAACGUAAGCGGUCAUAUUAGAACUGGAGAUCUAAUUGCUGUACUGGGUUGCAGUGGUGCUGGCAAAACCACAUUGCUCGCUGCUAUUUCACAGCGUUUACGCGGUAACCUAAGCGGCGAUAUUGUGCUGAACGGCGUCGCAGUGGCGCGCAAUGAUAUGACGCGCAUCUCAAGUUUUUUGCCACAAUUUGAAAUCAAUGUUAAAACCUUUACCGCAUACGAGCACUUGUAUUUUAUGUCACAUUUUAAAAUGCAUAGAAAAACAACAAAAUCUCAAAAACGUCAACGGGUUAAUGACCUACUUUUAGCAGUAGGACUGCGAGAUGCUGCGAACACCCGCAUACAGCAGCUAUCGGGUGGCGAGCGAAAGCGAUUAAGUUUGGCUGAGGAGCUAAUUAUAGAUCCACCUUUCCUGUUUUGUGACGAACCAACAACUGGUUUAGACAGUUAUAGUGCCUAUACAGUAGUAAAAACUUUACGUCAUCUAUGUACUCGUCAUCGUGUUGUUAAGAGUUCCCUUACCUCACUCUAUGGUGAAGAUUCGUUUAGCACGCCCAGCGAUAUAAGUAGUCGUAGUUCAAUUGAAAUGGAAGUUUUUAAAUCGAAUGAAAAUUUAUUUGAAUCUCUAAAGGAGCUGCCUUCGUUAAGUGUAUUCAAUAACAGUCCGAAUGGUAGACAAAAGAAAGCUAUUAUCUGUUCUAUACAUCAGCCAACUUCGGAUAUAUUUGAGCUGUUCACACACAUCAUACUAAUGGAUGCAGGUCGGAUCAUAUAUCAGGGCAGUACAGAAAAAGCUUUACAGUUUUUUACAGAGUAA
Teleopsis dalmanni is the source of this 968-nucleotide messenger RNA. RefSeq names its product protein brown-like. The record is from RefSeq and is a predicted model, not a curated record. Lineage: Eukaryota; Metazoa; Arthropoda; Insecta; Diptera; Diopsidae. Gene Ontology annotation, molecular function: ATP hydrolysis activity; ATP binding. The coding region runs from base 24 to 968 and encodes 314 amino acids. Gene Ontology annotation, cellular component: plasma membrane. The transcript is spliced from 4 exons.